AUGGCACCCCUAGUCUGGAUGCAGCCUGCUGCGGGCUCUGCAGCAGCCUUUCGGGAGGACGAAUUUGUCUCCCUCUGGUGCGACAUGUACGCCAUGCUACUGAGGCUUAACUUUUGGAAACGCGAGGAUGUUAUAUUCCCGCAGGCAGACACGGGGAGGCACGCUCAGCUGGACACUCAGCGUUUGUUGAACGAAAAGGGGAUGAGCCCGGAGGCUGUUUCACUCCUUGAGCGGCUGCCUUACCCCCGAAUCGCGUCGUACCGGCGCAUGCGCAUUUAUCGCGAGGCCGACGCCAUGAAUUACUUGGAGGGGGAUGAUGUGAACGGUUGUCGCGAUCCGCACGAUAUGGCGCAGUAUUCUGCCCACCCUGAAAGCUUGAAUGAUGCCAGCUACCUCCUGCCUCAAGACGUCGCCUUAGCCCGCCCUGAUGAGAGUGAUGGUCUUGCCUGGAUCCUGGAUCUUAGUCACAAUGCCUUUAGAUUCGUCUCUGGGCCCCUUGAAGCUCCAGCCAGAGGAGUUCCGGGUGGUCCUCCCCGGGACUACCCGGUUGAACGGCCGGACGACCCGGAUCACUACAGAAACUGGCCCAUGUACCAUGCGCCGACUGUCCUGCGGACGUGGAUUCAGGACGUACUCGAUCUUGAACUGGUUCCAGCCUCAAGUCAAGGCGAGUACUGGAGCACUUCAUCUGAAAUUCUUGGCCAGGUGAUUGGCAAGGCCCUAAGACUUUACGGCUGGCCAGCUGAGUUUCGCGAGCAGGACUGGGCGCGUGACUCUGAGCAGAUUUAUCUUGCCGCAGGCGAAGUCGAGGAGCGUUAUGAAGAUGGAUUCGAUUCACAUAAGUUUGGACGAGACAGACAAGAGCUUCUUUCUCAGUGGAGAGAGGAUCCGGACCUUAUUCCGGAUGUUGGUUUGGAUCUAUCAUAG
This is a messenger RNA of Colletotrichum siamense, 927 nucleotides long. RefSeq lists its product as uncharacterized. Lineage: Eukaryota; Fungi; Ascomycota; Sordariomycetes; Glomerellales; Glomerellaceae. Bases 1 to 927 code for a protein of 308 amino acids. The transcript is spliced from 3 exons. The record is from RefSeq and is a predicted model, not a curated record.